AUGACGAGCAUCUUGGCAAAGCAAAUCAGCAAGAGAAUUCUGGGAGAGUCGCUCCAGAACAAGUUUGGCAAAGAGGAUCCCUACUUUGAGCAAGUCCCCGCCACCAGGCUCGACGGGAGGCCUACGGGCAAGGUCAAGAAGCGCAAGAAGGCUCUGCCGCCCGGCAUCUCAGAACACGAUGGCCAGGUCCUGACAAAGGUCAAGAGACGAGCCUAUCGCCUAGACAUGAGCCUGUUCAACUUUCUCGGAAUUCGCUUUGGCUGGAGCAGCGUCAUCGGUUUGAUCCCUGCCGCUGGCGAUGCACUCGAUGCCUUUAUGGCCUUUAUGGUGUACAGGACGUGUUGCCAAGUGGAGGGUGGCCUUCCAUCCUCCAUCCGACUCCAGAUGCUGUUCAACAUCAUUCUCGACUUUGCCGUCGGACUGGUUCCAUUCAUUGGAGAUUUGGCCGAUGCCGUAUUCCGCGCCAACACCCGCAACGCAGCAUUGCUGGAAGAGCAUCUGCGUCAAAAGGGCAAAAAGGAACUACGGAAAAGCGGACAGCCCAUCCCGGCCGUUGAUCCUAGCAGCGCCGAAGAGUACGACAGGAUUCAGCGGGAAGACCCCCCGGAGUAUCAGUCGGAUCCUCCGUCUCGCCGACCCUCUCCGGCCCGGCCUGAGGCCCAGGAGCCGGCCGCCCCACGAGUGCCAGAUCGGGUUCACGACAGUCGCGGAUUCUUUGGCCGCAGCCAGAAUCGCCCGCGCGAUGUUGAAAUGGGCCAGAUAUACUCAGAGUCGCAGUAUAACGAAUCACGACGGACUGGGAAGCACUCGGGCAGGCGACACUGA
Messenger RNA from Trichoderma aggressivum f. europaeum, 825 nucleotides. RefSeq lists its product as uncharacterized. The record is from RefSeq and is a predicted model, not a curated record. Lineage: Eukaryota; Fungi; Ascomycota; Sordariomycetes; Hypocreales; Hypocreaceae. The transcript has 3 exons. The coding region runs from base 1 to 825 and encodes 274 amino acids.